GCAAAGGGCAGAAUGUGGACACAUGUAAAAAGGGAAGAAAGCAGGAUAAAUAAGGUCCACACUUGGAGAUCUGAAGGAUCUUGCUCAGCAUAGUUGCUGCAGAGGAAAAUGAGCAUGAGUUACCUACUUUCGGUGUUUGUGAAGGAGCUGCCUGGCUUCAUUCUCUUUGCUGGGAUCUUUAUGCCCGUGACUUUACUCCUGCUGCUGCUAAUUGCCUACUUCAGGAUCAAACUGUUAGAAGUUAAUGAGGAACUGGCCAUGGCACAAGACCCCAGAAAAGUCCUCCUGAAUUACCAUGGCCCAGGGCAGAAACCCAGGAGACCUGGACAAAAAGAGAACAAAUGCAAGAACUGAAGGACGUUUAAGCGAGUCUCACAUAUAGGGAACCAAGCUUAAACCCAGUAUUCAGCUGUGCAGGUUGAAAAAUAACCAGCUAUAGAUAAAUACCACGGGGGAAAACAAAAUGGAGAGAGGAAAUUAGUGCUGUGCGGUACAAUGAAACAGCUGCUGCCCUUCAAAAGGCUCUUGUAGCAGUUUUGCUUCCUCACACGAGGCCAAGCAAGCAGCACUUCAUGCUACUCAUCGGGCAGCAGAGACCUCCUGCAACGUACUGCAUCAGUUCCCUUGGGUGGCACAGGAUCUGGGGGGGAAGCACCUGGCUCGCUGGCCCUUCCUACCACACUGAGAAGAAAACUACGUAACAAGCUCCUGAGAGAGCUGAGCUAGCAUAUGCAAGGGAGGCAGUCUUAUUAAAUUGAAGAUGCAUAAAUAGCGAAUUCAUAUCAAGCACUGACAUCUAGGAAAUUGAGAAGGGUGAUGAAGGGGAACUGACUUUUUUUUUUUUUUAUUAGCUUGUACACUUUGGGAAAGAUUGUAGGUUUUCUAAAUAUGUUUCCCAUAGAAUUUGGAAGCAAAAUAUAACAGUGAUGGGAAACAAAAGGACUUCUCUCUGCUGACUGACCAUGCCAAAUUUUGAAACCAUGAAAAGAUUGUUAGUAUUCUGUAAACCAUUUACUAUUCUAGUUUAAGGACAAAUGGAUGACUUUUCAAAUGAAAACCCCAUAAGUGUGGAGUUUCUUUUUGUGUGUGUCAUUUGUCAUACAUAAAAAAAAUCUUUUCCCCUGUAGAUGUACAAUUUUUAGUGCAUCUGAGUUGGCUGUGGCAGACGGCCCACAAAAAUGCAACUCAAACUGUUUGAAAGUACUAUUGCCUGUUGGUUUCUCUGUUUCUGACUCUCAACUUUAAGCCUAAACUGAUGAAGACUGCGAAGUGACUACCAUUACUGUCCCCGGUAUUUACUGUCCCUAUCUGCUGGCAAUUACCUUUCAUUACAGCUGUUUGUCAUUACCCUCCCUGCAAGACCAGAGUGGAUAAUGCCUUGUCUGAGAUUUGGGUGUUUUUGCACAAUUUUUGGUUCUCAUAGACUUUUAAGAACUCCUUUGAAUCAUUUUAUAAAAACCCUAAUGAGGCCAUGGCUGCGGGUUUAAGAAACACUGUAAUUUAUCAAAGUCUACAGGAAGAAAACAGGAGUCAAACAGCAAGUACCUUUACUAUAUGUAAGAGUCCUCUAUCACAUUUUAAUACUAUCCUGUUUUUAAAGAUAUAUAAUUCAUCACACUGGUUUACAUCUAUGCAAAUAACAGAAUACAUUGGAUUGAACAGGGGAUGAGCCAAUUGUUUGUUACUCGGCAAGAGCUACCUGUAUGUUUUGUGUAGUAAAAGUAAAGGUUAGGAAGCUUAAAUGCAAGUACCUCUAAUUAGAUCUGGUAGCCUCUAUUUAGGCUCACAAAAGAAUUACCUGUGUUUGAAAGUGCAAAGUAUUUUGUAAUUCCUUUUGACAUCAGCAGAAGGUGCUAGGUGGAAAAAGGCAGGCAUUUAUUCGGAAGUUGCAGCACUAACGUGAACAGCAAUAAUUAAAUACAAGAUGGACAUACAGACUUUGACUUCAAAGGAAACAACCCUGUAAGACAACCACAGCAAAACCUGGAAGAGUGAAGACAGUGAACCCAAGUUUAUCUCAGUCAGCUGGCAGAGGAAUCUGCAGUUCAGUUGUCGGGCUCCCCACCUCCAGCUGGCACUUCACCCCGGAUGCCCAUUAACAGGCUCCGUGUGUGUGUCAAAGAUGCCCCACCUGAGAUCAUGCCAGAAGUGCUUUCCCCAUAUUCUGCAAUCAAAAUGCUUUUCUUCUGAUUUUACUCUUUGUAUAAACUUGUUCUUCCCGGUAAGAGCAAAGCAUGCAGUCCUUUGGUUCUUAAACUUCACACCAGAAAUUUCAUUUGACUAGCAACAAACACGAUGUGUUUCAGAGAGCACAAGGAAAGAGGCACCCCAAAGGCAGCUCUCAGGAGGAAAUCACAGUAACUCCCUAUCACCCAGCUGUUGAGAGGACCUUACAUCUGCAGCUACUCGGGGCGCUGGGGAGCACCUGCUCCCUGACCUCCUCUCACACCUGGACUUUUACAUCGCCUGGCAGGCCUGGUACGACAUAGUCCAGAGCAGUGCACGCUUUCUUUACAUCUAGUGCCUGGACUUGACUGUAAAGGCAGAGAGUCUCAAAAAGCGUCAGUAUCAGCAUAGUCCUACCUCUAGUCAACUCUGCUCUUGCACUUAGCGCUGGCGCAAUGCAAACAAAAUAAUGCUGCUCUCAUUGAAAGAUCCAUCAUGAUCCCAUGAAAGCAGUGAUGAUGGGAAAGAAUGUGAUGCUAGGUUUUAUUUUUAAUGCUUCUAAGCUUAGAUCUCUGUCAUUAUGUAAAGUAUUUAAGGUUGACUAAAAAAAUAACAAGAGACAGUUAUUAUGCAGUCAGAAGUGUAUUUAUGAAUACUUAUGUGACACAGAUUGAGAGACCAAGAUGUAAUACAUAAAGAUUCUUAAGAAAAGUGGUGUUAACUCAUACAGCUAUCAUUUAUUAACAGAGGUAGAAAGGUCUGCUCUUCUGGUUACACAGGUAAUGGUUUCUUCAGCGUCAAUGUUCCCAUAGGCUGUAACGUUAAAGGUCAAACACACCGCAGACAGCAGACAUCCAAAGGUUAAAGCCAGGUAUAAUGUCAUGUCUAAGGAGAGAGAUCUGAAAGUUUGCUUCUAAUGAUCCACCUCUGCUUACAGCUCUCUCACCUAGAAAACCCAUGGUAUGUAAUCAAUGAGCCUGACCUACUGGCCUGCGGCCAUGACUCUGCGCUGUACCUCUCCAGAGGUACGCUAUUUCAUCAUUCGGUAUUGAAGUGUCCGACAAUUUCCUCAGAAGCAGCUGGCAUAGAUCCUUGCAACCCGCAGCACAUACCGCCAAUGGAUUCAGUAUCCUGUUCUAUGGAACAGUUCUUCUUUUCCCAUAUAAUCCAUAGGUAACACAUUUUUGCUUUCUAAGUAGAUCAGCAGCUUUGGAGUGAAAAAGAGUCCGUUCUUCAGCCUCGCCAGUGAAACUAGUGUUUACCUGAGUACAUAAACUUCUGUGAUAUUGAUAUCUUUCCAGAAAACCAUUAGUCUCUGUAAUAUAUUCUUUCCUCUUUUAUUAACUACAGUCUACACAAUCCUUUGCAGGGAUGUUGAGACAGCUGCUGCAUUGACUUUUUACAUUUAAGACAGAUGCUGCCAAUAGAAAAGCAGUCAUCUUGGAUACUCAUCAGAGGUUAAAGGAACUGUAACACAGCCACCCCCCUCCACUUCCAAACACACGUUCUUCUACCAUUCAAGAAAAGAUGGGCCUGGACCAAAUGUAAAGAUGCAGAAUUGAAGUUUAGCAAGCCUUACCACAACAUAAAAUGGACAAAAUGAGUGAGAAUAGAGAGAUUUAAAAUACUGAAAAGUGAGAUCACUCUUCAACAGCACUUUAAUGUAAAAUGGUGGUAUGGAUACUGAAAAGAAUACUGUAUAGAUAUUAGGUAAGAAUUAUACAGAAAGACAGUGGAUGCCUUUGGCACAACUGCUUAUUGAGCUGUAAUUGCUAACAUGGAGGAGGAUCUGACAUUCAAGACUCAGUACCAUUGUCAUGAAAAUCCUCAGGCCUUGCUAUUUUCAGUUUCAUUACUGAGUAGCAUCAAGAAGUAUCUCUGUUUUCACGCUACCGGCAUGGUAUCUUACAUAAUUCCUUUGAAAAGGAAAAACAUGUAUUGAAAUAACACCAUAGAACUAAGCCUUUGUCUAGAUUAAUUAUCAAAGCAUUCUCUAAAUACAUAUGAACACACCGAUUGCAAGGAAAUGAUUUGUCUUCAAUUAUUGUUGUCACUGAGGAGCCCUCUGUCUCCCAGUCACGAGCAAUAGUGGGAAGCUACGAUUCCACUGCACCUACAGCCAGUCAGCAUGUUUAAAACCUCCCUGCCUACCUGUGAUUGCUUCCUAUUCACUCCCCCAAACAGAAUUUAAAGUCCCAACAUUUAAGUAGGAAAGGUACGGAGGAAGGCGGUAAGAACGAUAAAGAAUCGUGGAAUAGCUUUUGGCUGGGGAAUGACUGAGGAGAGAAUGACUGUCUGGCGUCUCUUCUAGUGCCUGCAGUGCUGCUGAAUGAAGGUAGCAGAGGCAGGCUCAAAAGAAAUGAAAGGAGGUGGGUUUUCUUAAGACACAUGGAACAGUGAAAAUGCCUGCCAGAGGAAUUGUUUAAAAAGCAAUUAGCCAAAAAUCCACCGAGGCAGAUAAAUAAGACUGACAGACCAGUAAGUCUUUGAAAAUCGCUGAAAGCUGGAAGAAUAUUUGGGGAAGUAUUACUUUCUGGUACCGUACUUAUUCCUACACACACCCCUAGGCAACCACCAGCAGCCUCAGAGAGAGGAAUCCGGGAGUGCUCGCCAUUUCCCCUGGCCAGUACAGCCGCUCCUAUAUACUCACCUCCAAAAACUCUCGUAGGAUUUGCUUCAUGCCGAGCAGAGUAAUUCAACAGUACAGGUAUUAGCAGCAUUUCAAAUACUUGUAAUUUGUACUAAUGUUACUAAUCUGAGUAAUCUAGUUGAUUUCUUCUGUGGCCACACUAAACGUUGCCAUUCAGCUUGAGCUGACAAACAGAAGAAUAUAUAAAGAAACACAUUGUACUGUGGUCGCUCACCACUUUGAGCAAUAAAUCUCGGGUUUUGUUUUUUAAAAAGUCUGUCACCAGAGUUGCUUGCUUGUCCUUUACGAAACCUUAAUCAAGGAAACAAUCUGUAACACAAUUUCAACAUUUAUUGUGAAUCCCUAUGUGAUCGUGAUUAAAAAGAUGUAUUAAGUAUUUUUGUGUAGGAUUCACAUGACUCACUUUUCUCAGUAUUUAAGCAGAAUUAGUUACUGAAAUAUCUUCUCAUUAAAUGGGCCUGUAAUUGUGUUUGAAAUUGCCAAUGUAUUAAAAAGCCAGCUUGUGAAGUGCCUC
Messenger RNA from Grus americana (Whooping crane), 5330 nucleotides. RefSeq names its product small leucine rich protein 1 (gene SMLR1). The transcript has 2 exons. The record is from RefSeq and is a predicted model, not a curated record. NCBI's taxonomy places the organism in Eukaryota, Metazoa, Chordata, Aves, Gruiformes, Gruidae. The coding region runs from base 109 to 354 and encodes 81 amino acids.